Messenger RNA from Babesia bigemina, 1452 nucleotides. Its product is annotated as WD-repeat protein, putative. Lineage: Eukaryota; Apicomplexa; Aconoidasida; Piroplasmida; Babesiidae. Gene Ontology annotation, molecular function: protein binding. The coding region runs from base 1 to 1452 and encodes 483 amino acids. The record is from RefSeq and is a predicted model, not a curated record. Gene Ontology annotation, cellular component: nucleolus. Gene Ontology annotation, biological process: ribosomal large subunit assembly. The transcript is spliced from 5 exons.
AUGGCUCCAACCGAUACUGAGGUGAUAGUUCAGUUUCGGGACGCCAAUGAGGGCGUGCUGGGAUCUACGCUCACUGUGCCCGUGCAUCUCUCGCGUGACCGACUGGAGGAGCUGCUGCGUUCUUUGCUAGCUAGUGAGGAGCUCGAGGGCGCCGAUGACGACAGCAUCCGCUACACGUUCAUCCUCGAGAACAGCCAGGAAAUCGCAACUACUUUGGAGGCGGCGCUGGAGGCGUUAGGUGGCGAGCGUUCCGGUGAGGGCGUGCUCAACAUCAAGUAUGUGCCGCUAUCCAUCUACAAGAUCAGGCCUGUGACACGGUGCUCAUCUUCUCUGGAAGGUCACAGCGAGUCGGUGCUUUGCAUGGACUUCAGUCCUGACGGAACCAUGCUGGCCACUGGAUCCGGUGACAGUGCCGUGCGAAUCUGGGACCUGCAGACGGCGACGCCCAUAAAGACUUUGAAGGGCCAUACCAACUGGGUCCUGGGUGUGUUGUGGUCGCCCGAUUGCAAGAGGCUCGCAUCGGCGGGUAUGGACGGCCGCGUGCUAAUGUGGGACCCAUCGUCCCCCCAAUCGCAUCACAGCACCCUGUCGGGGCACACCAAGGCCGUAACAACCCUGGCAUGGCAGGCUCUGCACCUGCUGGACUUGUCUGUGCGAGAAUACCCGCUCCUAGCCAGCGGGAGCAUGGACUGCAGCAUCAAGAUAUGGGAUGUCGUCACAGGGCAGUGCAUGCGCACGCUCAGUGGUCACACCCGAGGAGUAUCGCAGGUCAUCUGGUCAGGGGAGAAGGGCAACUGGCUCUUCAGCGCGUCAAGGGACACUUUGCUGAAGGUUUGGGACACGUCCACCGGCGGCCUCGUGAAGGACCUGAAGGGCCACGCUCACUGGGUCAACACGUUGACUUCCAACACCCACCGCGUGAUCAAGUGCGGCCCAUUUUCUGCGGACAACUUCCAGCGCGGCCACACGCAAUUCUCCGGAAUAGAGGAGAUGGUGCAGGAGUCGCAGCGGAUCUACAAGAAGUUCAUCGGCGAGUCCGGCCAGGAGAGGCUAUUAUCCGGCUCCGACGACAACACGAUGUUUAUAUGGCUUCCCCACGCGCAAUCGCGUAAACCGGCGCAUCGUCUCACCGGUCACCAACAGCUGAUCAACCACGUGUCGUUUUCGGCAGACGGCAGGUUCUUCGCGUCGGCGUCGUUCGACAAAACCGUGCGCAUCUGGUGCGGGAUAACGGGCAAGUUCCUGCGCGUUUUGCGGGGGCACAUAGGUCGGGUGUACCGCGUCGUGUGGAGCUGCUGCGGGAACCUCCUCGUGAGCUGCAGCUCCGACACCACCCUCAAGCUGUGGGAUGCGGCAACUGGUAAGCUGAAGUUCGACCUUCCAGGCCAUGCCGACGAGGUUUACACGGUCGAUUGGAGCAACUGCGGGCGCACUGUGGCUUCAGGUGGGUGA